CGAUCUUCGACAAUAAUGGUGGAAAACAAUAGCGGUAACGAUCUACCUCCUGGAUUUCGAUUCCAUCCGACCGAUGAAGAAUUGAUAAUGCACUAUCUUAAGAACCAGGCUACCUCGCAGCCAUGCCCCGCUUCAAUUAUUCCUCAAGUCGACAUCUACAAGUUUGAUCCUUGGCACUUACCAGAUCAAGCCGUGUUCGGGGAGAAAGAGUGGUACUUCUUCACCCCGAGGGACAGGAAGUAUCCAAACGGGGCACGACCCAACAGGGCGGCCGUGUCUGGAUACUGGAAAGCAACAGGGACCGACAAAGCCAUAUAUAGCGGUUCCAAGUAUGUAGGGGUGAAGAAGGCGUUGGUUUUCUACAAAGGUAAGCCUCCAAAGGGCAUCAAAACCGAUUGGAUCAUGCAUGAGUAUCGACUCAUUGAUCAUAGCGGUCAAACCUUGUCACCAAAGAUGAUUAACAAAUCCAUGAGGUUGGACGAUUGGGUUUUGUGUAGGAUCUACAAAAAGAAGAAACCAUUUUCCAUGGAGAGAACAUCAUUUGUUGAUGAGAUGAUCAAGGUUGAGGAUUUCUCUAGCAACCAAUUAGAAGUGACUUAUAAUAAUGACAAUAAUGCCCUGCAGCCGGAGUUGAUGCCGUCGCCGGCGCCGGCGCCGGAAGACAUGAAGUUUCAGUUUCCAAGGGUUUAUUCUAUUUCACACAUGUUAGAUUGGGAAUUGGAUUGCUUUGGUCUUUUGAAUGAGAACAACCAAUGUGGUAGUGCCAGCUCAUCAUCAUCAGCAUUUGAUUCGAUUAUCAAUAACGGCGGUGGGUCCCAAUGGAACAUCGAACCAGCCAAUCACCAGUAUUACACAACGUCCACGUCACUUAGGCCGCCGCAAGAGAAUAGUCAGACUAGUGAACUGUUUGGAUUCAAUUAAAUAAUAUAUAUUUAUAUGUUGUUGAAUUAAUUAUUAAUUAU
Messenger RNA from Impatiens glandulifera, 962 nucleotides. Its product is annotated as NAC domain-containing protein 2-like. Lineage: Eukaryota; Viridiplantae; Streptophyta; Magnoliopsida; Ericales; Balsaminaceae. Gene Ontology annotation, molecular function: DNA binding. Gene Ontology annotation, biological process: regulation of DNA-templated transcription. The record is from RefSeq and is a predicted model, not a curated record. Bases 16 to 921 code for a protein of 301 amino acids. The transcript has 3 exons.